Molecule: messenger RNA, 1140 nt
Organism: Frieseomelitta varia
Lineage: Eukaryota; Metazoa; Arthropoda; Insecta; Hymenoptera; Apidae
Gene: boca
Product: LDLR chaperone boca
Exons: 5
Coding region: 221-835 (204 amino acids)
Biological process (GO): protein folding
Source: RefSeq, a predicted model, not a curated record
GCUAGAUGGCAAUACUAAUCACUGUUUGCCACGAGAUAAAUGGAAUUUGUUAACGGCAGUUUCGUCUCCGUUCUAAUUACAUUUCAAAUAUAAAAUACUUGUAAUAAAAAGUGUAGUUUCCGUAAAAUUUUUUCAAAUUUAUUCAGGUACAUUUAAAAUGUACUAAACUGAAAGACUAAAUUUUGGAUUGACGUAUACUGGAUUUUUGUAAUUCCCGAAUAUGAGAAAGGAGAUUGUUAUUUCCCUUGUAUUUUUGUUAACUUACGUGAAUGCGACCAAUGAUGGAAAAUCAAAUAAGAAGUCCUGGCGAGAUAAAGAUAUAAGAGAUAUGAAUGACGCAGAUUUGGAACAUUUGUUAGAUCAGUGGGAGAAAAAUGACGAACCAUUGGAACCAGAUGAAUUACCCGAACAUCUCAGGCCUAGUCCAAAAAUUGACUUAUCACAGCUUGAUAUGUCAAAUCCUGACAAUGUACUAAAAGUAACAAAGAAAGGUCGAAGUGUAAUGAUGUUUGUUGAUACAAAUGAAAAUUUGUCAGUUGAAGAAGCUGAGACGAUAAUGAAAAUUUGGCAGACUAGUCUUCAGAAUAAUCAUAUUAUCGCUGAAAGAUAUCCAAUUGAUCAAAGAAGAUCUGUGUUUCUAUUUCACGAGGGUUCGCAAGCUGUAGAUGCAAAGAAUUUCUUUUUGCAACAGCCAGAAUUGUCUCAUGUGACCCUUGAAGGCCAAACUUAUUUCAGAGAUCCAAAGAAACAGAAUGAAAAAAUGGCAAAACUUAAUAAACAAGGAAAUAAACUAAGUAAUAACAAAGAUGACAAUAAAAAUAAAGAAGAGUUAUAAUUUGUAAUUUACAAAUUUUUUAAGAAUUUUAUAUAUUUUUAUACGUGUAUGUAUGUAUGUAUAUAUAUAUAUAUAUAUAUAUAUAUUUUAGAAAAUAAGUAUAGAAUAAUUUUUGAUAUUUGAAACAUUUUUUUGUUCAUAAAGAUGUAUACAAUUUUUUGUUAUUUCUAUUCAACUAUUUGAUAACAUAGCAUAUCUUUAGAAUAAACUUAGUUUAUUUAAUUAAUUAAUGCGAAAAAAUAAAAUCCUGUAUAUUGUUUCUAUAAUAAAAUAAAUUUACUUUAUACGCAAUCUUAUAAAUAAUA